This is a messenger RNA of Sorghum bicolor (sorghum), 1850 nucleotides long. RefSeq names its product UPF0496 protein 3. Bases 350 to 1492 code for a protein of 380 amino acids. The transcript is spliced from 2 exons. The record is from RefSeq and is a predicted model, not a curated record. NCBI's taxonomy places the organism in Eukaryota, Viridiplantae, Streptophyta, Magnoliopsida, Poales, Poaceae.
UUCGAUCAUGCAUUUGCCAUAUUAAUGGUGUGCCACGUACGACGUCGUACGUAUAGUGGCGCAUUUUGCCAUGGUCACCACGGGGCGGCGGAGUCAUUCAGCGCCGGUUGGCGUUGUGUCCGUGCAUUCGUGCAUGCGUGAAGCAGCACGCCAGAACACCCGUUAACAAAUGUUGUCGCUUCGCUUUUACACAUAGCAACGCACAACCUUGCUGUUACAUAUUGUCAUUUCUGCAUUGUUAAGCAACUCAACCCGCCAUUUAAAAUGCACCUGUAGAUAUCCAAUAUCCGUUCACGAACCCUACUAGCCCGUGUUGCACUAUUAGAGGUCUCUAGACCAGGGGGGGAAAAUGUGUGGUAGCAUGUUCAAGUGUUUGCAAUGCAUCCACCAGCAUCAUCGUCAAGCAGUGCAGGACCCCAAGCCCGUGAUGGAACCGUCGUCGAGCUUCGACUUCCGGGAGGAGUACACCAGCGCGUUCCGCACCGAGUCCUACAACGACUUCUGGGCGCGCGUCCUGGACAUCACCCUCGCGCACGGCGCGGGGCUGGUGCCGCGCCCGGGCGGCGGCGGCGGCAAUGGCGUCACGCCGUCCAAGCGCCUCCCCUCCUACCGCCUCUUCGCCGAGCAGCUCCUCGAGCCGGACCAGCGCGCCGUCCGCGCGGCCCUCGCCUCGCCCCGCAGCGGCAAGCUCCACCCCGGCGUGCGCGACCUCCUCGCCACCUACUACAACGAGACGGCCAGCGCGUCGUUCCUGUGCAGCCACCUCCUCAGGGACAUCGAGCAGAUCCGCCUCCGGUACCGCCCGCUCAAGACCACGCUCCGCAAGCUCGCCCGUGACGUCGGUGUGUCCAACCUCGCCGACGUCUCCGCGGCCCUCGGCCAGCCCUUCGCCGCGCUAGCCGUGUCGCAGGGCAAGCUCCGGCAGGUGCAGCUCAGCUCCGCCGACCUGCUCAGGAGCCUCGAUGCCAGCAGGAAGAAGGCGCGGCUCCGGAUCAAGAGCCUCGCCCGGCUCAGGCAGCUGCUCUCGGCUUCCUUCAUCACCGUCGUCGCCGCCGUGGCCGUCGUGGGCGCGUUCAUCGGCGUGCACAUCCUGGCCGCGUUCGCGGCGUUCCCGAUGAUGUCGCCGGCCUGGCUGGGCCUCUUCUCCGGGCGGUCGGUGAGGCGAGCACUGGUGCAGCUGGAGGCCGCGGCCAAGGGCACGUACAUACUGAACCGGGACAUGGACACCAUAAGCCGCCUCGUGGCGCGGCUGCGCGACGAGGGGGAGCACAUGCUCGCGCUGCUGCAGCUGUGCGUGGAGCACCGCGCCGCGGCCGGGGAGAAGGGGAGGCUGGUACAGGAGGUGCUGAAGCAGCUGUGCAAGAACGAGGAGAGCUUUAGGCAGCAGCUGGAUGACCUGGAGGAGCACCUCUUCCUGUGCUUCAUGACCAUCAACAAGGCCAGGAGCAUGGUGAUGAACUUCAUAGCUGGCGCAGAGCAGAACUCUAGUUGACCACAAGGGAAAAAAAUGUGCUUGUAGGACAGACUAUAGCUUUGUAUAUACUAGUUUUUAUUUCUCAUCAGUAAAAAAAAGAGAAAAAAAAAGAUAGGCUAAGAUUUCGUAAAACUGGCCAUUGCUUUUGGAUUUUUUUUCUACGCAUCAGGCAGCAGAUUGCAACAUUCCAAAUAGUGACGCCUGAUUAAGGGUUUUACUACAUGCACCUGCAUGUUAAAUUUCAGUACUGCGAAGCUAAAAAAAAGCCACUCCAGUGGAUUUUUGAAGAUCCCAGAAUACAGCAUCACAGUACAACUAAUGGGGCAAGUAUACAUUUGUGGCUUUACAAAACUUAUGAUUUGAUAAUACAUGAUAA